This is a messenger RNA of Octopus bimaculoides (California two-spot octopus), 3379 nucleotides long. Its product is annotated as protein kinase C delta type. Gene Ontology annotation, biological process: protein phosphorylation. The record is from RefSeq and is a predicted model, not a curated record. NCBI's taxonomy places the organism in Eukaryota, Metazoa, Mollusca, Cephalopoda, Octopoda, Octopodidae. Gene Ontology annotation, molecular function: ATP binding; diacylglycerol-dependent serine/threonine kinase activity.
AAAUCAAACAAAUUGGAGAAAAUUCUCGUCUGUAUUAGAAAGCGGAGAUACAGACGGUGUAUUUUCGAAAACUCCUACCGUGGCAGCAGCGUACCUGCAGGAAAGUGGUUCCGCCGCAACGUGUCGUCGGCUGCCAAAUAGAAAAAGACCAUGUAAACAGUAAUAUUUCUUUUCUGUCAACUGUGAUCUGUAAUUGCCAGGGAAAAGUAGAAAGGGUUUGUUGAAAACAGAGCGCCUUUGGUAAAUUACCAAAUGUUAACAAAACUACUAAUGUGAUAUUCGAUGACAUCAAAGCUAUUAUAUUAUAACGGUGUUGUCAGCGGAGAUAAAGUGAAUACAAUCAGAAACGAAUAGUAGUAGUAAUAGUGGCGGUAUUCAGGAUACUGACGCUACUACUGUUGGUUGUUUUUAGAGAGACCAAGUUAGUCCAACUUGUUAUAUACGGGAGGCAGUUCAGGUCGUUUACUUCUGUCAACUGGGGCCGGCAUUGAAACUCUCACUCUCUCUCUUAUUCCUCUUUCUCUCACGCAUACAUCUGACCCCUCCUCCUUAAACGUUGAAGUAGUUGGCAUUCAACCUGUGUGUAUGUACGCGAGAAAGAAAGAACAAGAGAGAGUGUGUAUAUAACAGAAAGAGGCGAAGGUAACAACAACACUAACCAAAGUGGGGUCGAAAUCAGUUAACAUCCAUUCCUCUCUGCUUUAGUGGUCGGAUUAAGUACUCAGCAGCAGAAACUUAAGUCAAAAAACUUAUGGAGCUCUCAUCUGUCUUACAUGUCUAAUAUAGAAGUUUUGUUUUACAGCUAGUUGAAGCUGGACAUGGACACUUGAAGAUUCAUCCAACUUAUGUCAUCAGGAGAAAAUGGGCUUUAAACUGAUGAGAUGCUAAUGAUGAUAACCACUGAAUGUGAGCUGAAGGUGCAGGAGUGGAAAAUAUUAAAUAUAUUAUUUGAGCUAUAUAAAAGCUGUGCCGUCGAAAGAAGCAACAUAUUACACAGUCUUCUGGUGUUCACCAACGUUUUUUAAUCCAGAAAAUGACGAGUGUUGGCUUCAUUCGAGUCAAACUUGUCCAGGUGGUCAAAGGGUCUGGUUUGGCUGAUGCAAACAAAAAUGAUGUAUUGGAUACCUACAUAGCAGUCAAUGUCAAGGAAGCUCUCUCAGGUAACAAACUGAUUCAAAAGAAGAAAACAUUGUACCCUUACUGGAAUGCCUGUUUUGAUGCCCAUCUUUAUGAUGGGCGAGUUAUUGAGAUGGUCCUCAUGGAACGGCCUUCUCAUUUUCUUGCUAAUGUCAGUGUCAAAGCUAAACACUUAGCUGAUAAAUGUCAUACGAAUGGUGGAGAAGCAACUUUUUGGCUUAAAUUGGAACCACAAGGCCAGUUACAGCUCCAAGUUCGGCACUUUCCUGAAAAAGAUGGAGUCACUGUAAAUCAAAGUAGCUUGACAAGGGGUCAAGAUGGACCAUGUGCUGGUGGAAUCGCUCGACGCCGUGGUGCAAUCAAGCAGCAGAAAGUACAUGAAGUAAAUGGACAUGAAUUCAUAGCCAAAUUCUUCAGACAACCUACAUAUUGUUCGUUUUGCAGUGAAUUUCUAUGGGGUUUGAAAAAGCAAGGAUAUAAAUGCAAAGUUUGUAACUGUGCUGUGCAUAAGAAAUGCCAUGACAAAAUUCUGGGUCGCUGUCCACGCAGUGCUGUCAAUAGCCGAGAAACAAAAAUGCUCACAGAAAGAUUCAAAAUCGAUGUGCCCCAUCAAUUCAAAGAUAACAAUUACAUGACUCCUACAUUUUGUGACCACUGUGGUACCUUGUUGUAUGGUAUCAUUCGACAAGGUCUCAAGUGUCAGUCAUGUGGAAUUAAUGUUCACAAAAAAUGCAAGCAGUAUGUAUCUAACCUAUGUGGAAUUAAUCAGAAGAUGCUUGCAGAAGCCUUACAUAAUGUUCGAAAAUCAGGAGCCCCUAAGAAAACAUCUCUUGUGAAAGGGAAGCCAGAGGGAUCAUCAACAAAAACUGCUGGUGAGGACUCUGAUUCUGAUGAGUAUAUGCGUUGGGAUGAGAUGAUGUCCUCAGGAAAGAAAUAUAAACUGGAAGAAUUCAACUUAAUUCAAGUAUUAGGCAAAGGAAGUUUUGGAAAGGUUAUGUUGGCAGAACUAAAAGAAUGCCAUACUUACUAUGCUAUAAAAGCUCUUAAAAAAGAUGUAGUAUUGGAGGAUGAUGAUGUUGAAUGUACAAUGAUUGAGCGGAGAGUUCUUGCACUUGGUGCACAACAUCCAUUUUUAACACAUUUAUUCUGUUCUUUUCAAUCAGAGUCACACCUUUUCUUUGUGAUGGAAUAUCUAAAUGGUGGUGAUUUGAUGUUCCAUAUCCAGAAAGCCGGCAGAUUUAGUAUCCAACUUGCCAUGUUUUAUGGUGCUGAGAUUGUUUGUGGUUUACAGUUUCUACAUUCCCGAAGUAUAGUGUACAGAGAUCUCAAAUUGGAUAAUGUGAUGCUUGAUAAAACUGGCCACAUCAAAAUUGCUGAUUUUGGCAUGUGUAAGGAGGGAAUAGAUGAUAGGAACAAAACGAACACAUUCUGUGGAACACCAGAUUAUAUAGCACCAGAAAUUUUACAUGGACAAAAGUAUGGUAUUUCUGUGGAUUGGUGGUCAUUUGGUGUACUCUUAUAUGAGAUGCUGAUGGGACAAUCACCCUUCCAUGGAGAUGAUGAAGAUGACCUUUUCCAGUCCAUUUUGUAUGAUGACCUUUUCUAUCCUCGGUGGCUACCUCCAGAUUCAUUCAGAUGUCUUAGUGGGUUACUUGAACGUAACCCCAUCACUCGGUUAGGGAUGCCUGGCUGCCCACAAGGUGAAAUCCGGAACCAUCCAUUCUUCAAACCUAUUGAUUGGGAGAAAUUGGAGAGACGAGAAAUAGAACCUCCGUUUAAGCCACGAGUGAAAUCUGAUUCUGAUUCUACCAAUUUUGACAAAGAAUUCACUUCGGAUGUGGCUAAAUUGACACCACCAGACAAGGAAUUGUGUAAAACAAUAGAUCAAAAGAUGUUCCAGAAUUUCAGUUUUACUGCUUAAAAACACUGCUAUCCUCUAAACCAAUGUCUUUAUUUUCAAUUUUUUAAAAAUAGUUUUCUCAAGGAGCAUCCCUCUUAAUAAACAUCAAAGUGUUUACCUUUUUGUAUCCCAAUCUCUGUGCUAGCCUCAAAUUUAUCCUCAACUCAACCAUUCCUCUUAAUUAAUUAACACAAUAAUAUUUUGACCUUGAAGAAGUAAAGUGACAAAGGUUUGGGUGAUAUGAAGCAAUAAACAAUUUUGAUUUGUCUUCACAAUACAUACACAAAUAUUCUUGAUUCAAUUUAGUUUUUCAGCUUCUUCGGGAAAAUCCCCCCCACAAAA